CUAAUUGACGUAUUUAUCCAACAUCUAAUUUUGUAUGAAACGAUCUCGAUAAUUCUUUUUUACUGUCCAAAUAUCCUGUUCGUCGAGCUUCUACUCAGUUUAUGAGAAUCAUCUGUAGAGAAAGUUAGUGUCGAAGUGCGAAUUGAACAAUUUAAGUCGUAUUAAUAUGAAAGUCACGUGGUUCCGUAGCUUUGCCAGCUUGUCAAUAAUAUGGAAUGUUUAGGCGAUACGUGUGUGUAAGUGAUGAUAAAGUGUUGAUGGAUACGUUUAAGACAAUUCAAGAUACAGUGCUGGUUUAUAAAGUUUGUUUAGUGGCAAAAAUGUUGGCGUCAGCCGCUUCCGCCAACCUGAGUCGGCAUUCGCUCUCCGCUAUGUUCCAGAAGCGACGUUCGGUUGAUAGGCCUCUAAUUAUGAGUCGUCCAGAGAAACCCGCGCUGGGAACAAGGCCGCCACCGCCCGCGGCCAUUGUGCCAAAAUCCGCAGAUGGUCCGCGCCCCCCUGGGUGGAACGGCCAACCGCGGCGGCACGGCUCCAGCCGCUUCAACGUGCACAAUCACAAUCAAGAACUUGUCAAACUACCCCCCUUAAAAGAUACACCGGCAGCUGAACAGGAGCAGCUAUUCGUGCAGAAACUGCGACAGUGUUGUCUACUAUUCGACUUUGCGGAUGAACCGCUGUCGGAUUUAAAAUGGAAGGAAGUGAAACGAGCCGCCCUGCUCGAGAUGGUCGAGUACGUCACCUCGCAGCAGGGCGUUAUCACAGAAGCUAUUUACCCAGAGGCAGUUAACAUGUUCGCAACAAAUUUAUUCCGAACAUUGCCACCGUCGUCAAAUCCGAAUGGUGCGGAAUUUGACCCAGAAGAGGACGAACCAACGCUAGAAGCAGCAUGGCCCCACCUUCAGCUCGUCUACGAAUUGUUCCUUCGACUUCUAGAAUCGCCUGACUUUCAGCCCAACAUUGCCAAAAAGUACAUCGACCAGAAAUUUGUUUUGCAGUUAUUAGAACUAUUCGACACAGAGGACCCGCGAGAGCGUGACUUCCUCAAGACAACUCUUCACAGGAUAUACGGAAAGUUCUUAGUUCUACGCGCUUACAUACGGAAACAAAUCAAUAAUGUAUUCUAUAGGUUUAUAUACGAAACUGAACACCAUAACGGCAUCGCAGAAUUACUAGAAAUCCUCGGGUCCAUCAUCAACGGUUUCGCGUUGCCGCUUAAGGAGGAACACAAACUUUUCCUACUAAGGGUGCUGCUGCCUUUGCACAAGGUGAAGUCACUAUCGGUAUACCAUCCGCAGCUGGCCUACUGCGUCGUACAGUUCCUGGAGAAGGACCCGUCUUUAACGCAACCUGUCGUUAGAGCGUUAUUAAAAUACUGGCCGAAAACACACUCACCCAAGGAGGUGAUGUUUCUCAACGAAAUGGAAGAGAUACUGGACGUGAUCGAGCCGGCGGAGUUUCAGAAGAUAAUGGACCCGCUGUUCAGGCAGCUCGCCAAGUGUGUUUCCAGUCCACACUUUCAGGUGGCAGAACGAGCUCUGUACUAUUGGAACAACGAGUAUAUAAUGUCGCUGAUAUCAGACAACGCGACGCACAUCCUACCGAUCAUGUUCCCGUCACUCUACCGGAACACGAAGAGCCAUUGGAACAAGACCAUACACGGCCUGGUUUACAACGCUCUGAAACUGUUCAUGGAGAUGAACCAGAAACUGUUCGAUGAAUGCACUCAACAGUACAAGCAGGAGAAACAAAAGGAGCGCGAGAGGCUGCUGCAGCGCGAGGAGCUGUGGCACAAGCUGGAGGCGCGCGCCGCCGCCAACCCCGCCGCGCGCGCGCCGCCCCGCGCGCCCCCUGCGCACGCGCCGCCGCCGCCCGCGCACGCCGCGCCCGCGCUCGGCCCCGCGCCCGCGCUCGAGCCCGACGCGCUCGACGCGCGAAAACAGAACUACAACGCCAGUAAGCCUCUCCUCAGGAAGAAGUCCGAGCUGCCCGCGGACACGUCGACGGUGAAGGCGCUGAUCGAGCACAAGCGCGCCGACGCCUACCUCGCCACGCCGCCGGACGCCGACCAGUGCUAGCGAUAUCCACCCUCGUUGCGUCUCUAUAAGAGCUAAUUUCGCCUGGCGACUUUGACGUCGCCGUUCAUUGUCGACUGUGUCGAAAGGUAAUCUAGUUCAAAUGUGUGAAAACCGCCCAGAGCCGAUUAGUGCUAAUGAUUUCCAAACUGAACAUGUACACGUAUGAACUUCGUGGCGUCAUCUACCCGCGUCGCUAGGAGUUUAGAGUUAGAGAUGACGUGAAUACGUGACUUAUUUUUCAUGGAAAUAGUUGCCAAAUUGUGAUACUUUACCCGGAGUUGACUGUUGACAAUUUCGCUCAUCAUUUACAAGAGCGAUGACUUAUAUAUUGUUGGAAAACUAAAGUGCUAUUAGAUUUUGAUACGAUUGUUAAAUAUACCCAAAAUUCUUCCUUGUACAUCCUAAAUCCUUUCGGUGGCUGGUUCAUGUUUACAGAUAGUGAGGUGUUGAGGCAGUUAGGUGCUACACUAAGUUUGAAUUUCCAACAAUAAAUGAGUAUAGGCAAACAAAUAUUAAUAACACAAUUGUAUUAAGUUGUAUACAUAACAUUUAAAUUAUAUAUCUUAUUAGAUUGCAUUCAGACAAAACUCUUAAAAAGUUAUACAUUUAAAAAAAACACUCUUACUAGCAAAAUAGAAUUGUCUAGAAAUUGGCACCAAUUAAAAGUCUUAAACUAAAUCGAUAAACUUUAUUUUUAAUUUAUAUGUUAAUUGUCGCAAAAUAAUAUUUUAUCGAUUCCAAUCAUUCUGAACAGAAAGCUGUCAUGUACUACUCAGUUCCAUGAAUGCAAUCUAAUGAGAAUUCCAUUUAAUAUGGAAUCCAUUUAAUGUAUCUUAACAUAGUAGUCAUCGCACCGCUUUAGACUUAACAUAAAGUACACAUCAAAAGGUAUUUACUAAAAUUUUGAACAAUAGUCAUACGUUAAAACAAACACAGAUAAUAUAUAUUAGUUAUUAUUAAGCCUGUCAGCCAAUCAGCAAUAUCCACGAACAUUUUUAACAUAAUGAAGUAAAGUAUAAUGUUGGUAUUAAAUUUUCGGUGUUUUAUGUGUCUAGUAAUUGUUGAUACGAUAGCCAUCACAAGUGUCAAAGUGACAGUUGCAACCGCCAAUUUCGAUAGAAUUCUUUGUUGUAAGAAAGUCAAUAGCGAUGACAAAAGGACGCUACAGUGAAGUGAUGUGAUGCAUUGUUUAUAUAUUAUAGUUAGUGUUUAAAAUGACUUAACCGCCACACGGGAAGCGUCUUAAUAUGCAAAAUAUAAGUUAAAACUUUUUUUUUGUUGAUAAUUUAUUUGAUUCGAAGCGUUUAACGACACUUUCCAUGUGGUGGUAUUCACUAUUAUAUUGUUCAUUGUCUGUCCCUCUUCUCCUUAACAUAGAUAGAUUGUUAAAUUUAUUACAAGUCUUCUAAAGGAGACGUCAAUCGACAAAAGGAAAUUAGGAACCCUGUUCAACAGACUCGGCUUCCAUUUUCAAAUAAAUACUUUCUAAAUAUUAAAAACAUUUAUCGGUUGAGAGUUAGUACCUACAUAGCAUGUUAAAUGUUUACAAUCAAUACAAUAUCCUUAAAAAUAAUUGUACUGCGAAAAUCAUUCCAGGGUAUAAUUUUAUCUUUCUUCAAUUGCUGUUUAUUUUUUUUUCGUACAGAUACAAAUGCCUUUAUCUGUCUGGACCCUUAAGUUUCAUUUAUUAGCUUUUUUUAACAUUUCUUAUACUUUCAUAAAUAACACUGUUACGCCUUUGUAUUUUUGCUAUUUAUAAAUUAUAUACAGAGCGCAUUAAAUAUUUUUUUUUUAUUAUAUAAAAAAUAAACUUGAUCGAUAAAUUAAAGUUCAAAAUUGUUGUCUUAACUAAAUGAAAUAUAUAAUAUCGUUUAAUUAUUUAAACGUUACUAUAAAAGAUCACAAACAUUCUAAAUUGAAAAAAAAAUUAUUAGUCACGGAUAUCAUUACUAUUAUUAAUGAAAUGUUAUUAUGAAGGUACUCGUAACAGAUUAUAAAUUAAUGCUUUAAUAUCGGUGUAUGGAAAAACAAUACACUGAAUAACAGUGGCAUUUAUAUACUGAUGGUGCCUUUCAAGGAAGCUAUUAUUUUCAACGCAGAAAAUAAUUUACAAACUAAUAUAAUAUUUCGGUUUCUAUCACGUAACUAUGUCAGGGACAGACUAAAUAGAUUACACUAGAUAAAAAAGUUAUAGGCGCUUAGUUAGCCAUAGUUAAUUUAUAAAUAUCCACACAUAGCCUAUUAAAAAUAUGAAUUGGUAGGGCACGACUUGCAUUUUUGUUAUAUUUUUAAUUUUUUUUUUUUUUCGUUAAGUGCAGUGUGCCAAAGUGAUUAUGUUGAAGCCAUUUUUUUAUCAGAUAAAAUUCUUUAAGAGCACUGUCAAAACUUAAAUAGUUUAUGUGAAAAAAUUGUAAUUGUAUGAAUGCGUUAUAGUAAGAAUGUGUGUGUGCUUGAAAACACUAUAUUCUGUAUUUAUUAGAAAUCAAAUUUAUUUUUAUUAUUAUUCUUUUUGUAUCGCAUCAGGCGUUUUAUACGGUGUCAGGUCUUUUUUUUAAUGUUAAAUGAAUAAAUUGACUGAAUUUUGAAAAAUACAGUUAUAACUAACUUACACCUUAAUGGUAAAGAAGAAUUUUAUAAAUGCAAUAACUACGAUAGUCACCUCAGCAAGCUCUUGCAAACACCUUCGUCGACGUCGGCGCAACCAGCUUACAGCCCAGGGAGCCACCGGGAUAGAUCAGACCUCGUUUACAUCCAUUUUUAAUGCGAUACUUAGUUAUUAAAAACUAUUAAUAACUGGUAACAAUAUUUACUAGGAAAGUUACAUGAAAGAUAGAUAGAUACUUCGAUUCAUCAUGUUUCUGGUGUCUGCCUGGGCAGUCGGCCCAUGUACGGCUGGCUACGCCGACGUUUGCCUAUUGUUACGGUAUUAUUAAUGAACAUCGAGUGACUGGAGCCAUCGAGUAGCGUCUUUAUAAAAUGUAUAUGUAAGUUAUGACUAAGCCAGUGUAUAUGAAACGGUAUAUUUUGCUUCUGGUAAGCGAAUGUGUGCAAUUUUAUAAGAAAUUAUUCGUCUUAAGCGAUUGACACGGUCACUCGGUGUGUAGCGAGUAGGUGUAGAUCUCUGCGUGUGGCGAGUGACUGGACUGACCACUUUAGCGAUAAUUUGCAAAGCUGUUCAAAUAAAAUGAUAAAUUUUGUAUAAAUAUUUAUAACGAUAAUGUAACUGUUGAAAUAAAAUAUUGUAACAGAUGACAUAUUGUAAGGUGCUUAUGAUGAUCGUUAUAAUACAAAGUUGUGCAUAUA
Vanessa atalanta (red admiral) is the source of this 5378-nucleotide messenger RNA. Its product is annotated as serine/threonine-protein phosphatase 2A 56 kDa regulatory subunit gamma isoform-like. Gene Ontology annotation, cellular component: nucleus; protein phosphatase type 2A complex; cytosol. The transcript has 11 exons. Gene Ontology annotation, biological process: signal transduction; protein dephosphorylation. The record is from RefSeq and is a predicted model, not a curated record. The coding region runs from base 216 to 2075 and encodes 619 amino acids. NCBI's taxonomy places the organism in Eukaryota, Metazoa, Arthropoda, Insecta, Lepidoptera, Nymphalidae. Gene Ontology annotation, molecular function: protein phosphatase activator activity.